AUGGGCAAUCUCAAGAUCAAAUGCGUCGACAGCGGCCAAAGGUCACUUACCAGGCUGCCCAACCACCUACUCGUCGAGAUUGGGAGCAGACUACACUGCGGCGAUCUCCGCGCUUUGGUGAUGACGAACAAACGUUUCCACGCGGUGUUUGAAGAAAUGCUCUACAAAAAAGAUACGUCAGGCCCUGACGAUGCUAAAUCCCUGUCCUGGGCGGCGAAGCGCAGUAAUUUUGUCAUCGCCAACAAAAUUAUCAAUUUCGGCGGCAAUCUCGAUACUCCCAGCGGCAAGCUGAGCGGAUCUAAUGAAAGAGUUACAGCUCUCGUUCUCUCUAUGGUCUCCGGAUCCCGUGCCAUGGCUACAAUGCUGGUAGUAGCGGGUGCGAAUGUGGACAAAGCACCAAACGCGUCGAAAAUUCCCGUCUUUCUUGCACUCAAGAAGAACUGGCUCAGCCUUUUGGAGUUGAUGGUCUCAUUUGGCAAGGCGAACUUGGCUGUAAUCAAUGAAGAGGGCUACGGCUUACUCACGGCAGCGGCGCACCUCGAUAAUCUGAACGCUGUUCGCUAUUUGCUGUCCGUCGCGUCUCGUCUCAGUCUGAAGCGUCCCGAGAAGGCCACCGCCUUCCAUGGCGCCAUCCUCCGCAACAACUUCGCCAUCUUUUGUCUACUCCUGGAAAAUCCGCACACAUCUCCGAAUACCCCUUGUGAACAAGGUAAAACACCACUGCAGCUUGCAUGCGAGCAAGGCAAAAUCGACUUUGUGCGCGCACUACUAGGCGACGCUAGAGUGAGCCCCCAACUUCCCGACGCUAAAAGCAACGACUGCCUGGUUUUAAAGGCACUUCAAGCGCAAAAGUUCGACUUGGUGAUGCUCCUGCUCACGCACGAGAAUUGCUGUAAGCCUGCUGCAGUGGUCUUCACCGAGGCGUGCAAGCUGAAAAGAGAGUUGAUUGCGGGUAUGGCCCUCGAGCUGCUCGAUCCGAGCGAGCAACAGGCUCGCGAGUGGAGGAAGUUGGCGCAGGAGCAUGGCCUCUGUGAUCUUGUCAACAUGCUGACACAGAUGUUUGAGCUGUAG
Beauveria bassiana ARSEF 2860 is the source of this 1071-nucleotide messenger RNA. Its product is annotated as ankyrin 2,3/unc44. Bases 1 to 1071 code for a protein of 356 amino acids. The transcript has a single exon. Lineage: Eukaryota; Fungi; Ascomycota; Sordariomycetes; Hypocreales; Cordycipitaceae. Gene Ontology annotation, molecular function: protein binding. The record is from RefSeq and is a predicted model, not a curated record.